This is a messenger RNA of Hypoxylon trugodes, 3095 nucleotides long. RefSeq names its product SprT-like family-domain-containing protein. The record is from RefSeq and is a predicted model, not a curated record. NCBI's taxonomy places the organism in Eukaryota, Fungi, Ascomycota, Sordariomycetes, Xylariales, Hypoxylaceae. Gene Ontology annotation, cellular component: nucleus. The transcript is spliced from 2 exons. The coding region runs from base 573 to 2783 and encodes 736 amino acids.
AUCAUAAAAUGAAAUGAAAGGAAUAAGAGUUCAUAUGCGCUUAUCGUAUAAUGUGUAGCCACUUGUAAUCAUGAAAUCUUGACCAGUGCUAAAUAGAUUGUCUCGUUAGGUUUAGUACCUAGGAGGUACCCGACCAUAAAUACUAAUUGCUUAAGAAACCCCACCACAAUUGCUUCAUCCCCAAUCACAAGCACCUCGGUAUAAUUCAAUUUACCAAUAACCAACGUAAAACACGGAAUAUUGAAACACGAUUGAUUUUAUGAUAGCAUACCCACAAAUAUAAGGCAUAAAUUGAGUUUGCUGUUGCAGGUAACAGGUCCAAAUUACUGGGGAUAGUUCGAACCAAGAGCCUAUCGAAAAAGGGACGUACCCCGCGGUUGCCAGGCAACCAAAGUCAAUUGUGGCCUAUCAAUCUGAACAGAGCUUAACCCCGAUAACGAAUUUCAGCAUUCAGCAUCCAUUUGAUUUCAAAUUCAGCAUACGUUUGCCCAACAUCUCCAGAAUUUUGUUAGCAAUCCCCGUGAAUUGGUUUCUAAUUAGGAAGAAGAAUUAUCGCAAACAUAUUAGACAACAUGGACAGUGACAGCGACGAUGAUUUCCCAGACGUUGACGUGAUUAUCCAACGAUACCGAAGAGCGGUGGAGAUGCACGACGAGAGGCAUGAUAAGAAGAAACAUGAUGACAACGAGGAGGAUGCAUCAGCUGCGAAAAGCUCCACGUCACGUACUGAGCAGGUUGUGAAGACUGAACCAACCAAGUCAAAUGCUGCGAUAAAAGCAACUCCUCUCCGGCGUCGGAAAUUGGGCCAGGGUCAGACUAUCGACGGUUCCCUUUUAAAACCAUUAGGCAACACGGCAAUUGGUAGGGAAAAGGAAAGUCGAGCUUCGAAAGUUAAGACUUCUCAAGCUCGCAUUAGAGAAGAAAGCGCCGAGGCCAGUAUCCCUCCUAAGGCUUCAUCAGAGCCCCCGCAACCAUCAAAAGCCCGGCAAAGAGGUUCUCGUACCAUCUCGUCCAGUAUAGUCCCAAGCCUCUUACCAAAGGAGAAGGUAAAGCUCGAGCAAGACGACACGGCGAAGGAUAGGAAUGUGAAGAGCGGGAAGGUUUUCAAAAAGCCCACGAACCCAACGUUUUCAGAUGAGUCCGAUGAAGAAGAGCUAGAUAUAUUAGAUGAUAUCCCACAAUCUAACGAGGGCGAUGAUUCCGAGUUCAUAUCUGUAUCAGAAUCGGAGUCGGAGUCAGAACCAGACACCUUCAACUCAGAUUCAGAACCCUCAUUUACACCACCAAUACGACGUUCCAGGAGUCCAAGCAUCCAAUGGGCAAAUCCUCAAAAGUUAUUAUUUAAGGAUCCAGUGAAGAAGACAGUAUCCAACAACAAACAACCACAGCAACCAAUCACUAAUGACUUAACUAAACGUGCGUCUAAGCAACAUAAAGACAAAGGUCCCACCCUUACUUCUUUAAAACCUUCUCAACCAGGUAAUCUGGAGGAUGCUUUCCAAAAACUUCAGAUCUUCAACGAGGAUUCGGAGCUUGAUGAACCCUCGGUGAAGGGGAACAAAAAGCCUUUACUGGAACCUACGACGCCCAGGAAGACGCUUCCCGCGUCUCCCCUAAAGACACCCAGAAUCCCAGUCUCCCCUUGGAAGCCUGAACAUAAGGAAUUCUGGGAUUCCGAGACACACUUUGCUUGGAUUGACAAGCACUCGCCAGACAAGAAACUAGAGAGUCCCAAGAAGGGAAUGGAACAGACUGCCAAAGAUGCUACUACGGCAGGCGGGAAACUUCUUAGUAAGCGUGCUGGUCCCAGCCCCGAGAAGCAAAAGAAAGAUGCGCGCAAGGCCUUCGAUGCUGUCAAAGAAGAAAUCGCGCGGAAUUUUCUGAAAGAUCUUGAUGAGCGCAUCACGGAAGGGAGACUGGCGAAGAUGACGGAGGAUACCGGGGGUCUGAAAAUUAAAUGGUCCAAUAGCUUGCUGACGACGGCCGGUCGCGCGAGUUGGAAGUGUAAGGCACAGACAACUGUAACGACGAGCCGGAAUCCCGAUGGUACUGUGAAUACCACUGUUGCGAAGAAGGAGGAGACGCAGCGGAGACACUAUGCACAGAUCGAACUCGCGACCAGGGUACUGACCAAUGAGUCGGAUCUUUUGAAUACGGUGGCACAUGAGUUUUGCCAUUUAGCUGUGUUCAUGUUAAAUGGUGGGAAACCGAAAACAGCUCAUGGACCGGAGUUCCGUGCUUGGGGAAAGAGGUGUAGUGAGGUUUAUGGCGUCUCGAAGGGCAUUAAUGUGACGACACGACAUAAUUACGAGAUCGAGUAUAAGUAUGUCUGGCGCUGCGAGGGAUGCGCUGAGGAGGUUAAGAGACAUACGAAGAGCGUAUCUACGGAGAAACAUCGCUGUGGCAGAUGUCGCGGGAAGCUAAUUCAGAUUAAACCCACCCCCAGAAAUGGUGGUGGAGGGUCUACGGCUACUAACGGUGCUGAGCCCCAAUCGACGAAGAAGAAACCCAACGCGUGGCAGGAGUUCCUCGGAAAGGAGAUGAAGGCUUUGACUCAGAGUAACCCUGGUAUGCCCUGGAAAGAGCGUAUGGGUAUUGUGUCGGCCAAGUGGGAACAGGUCAAGCAGCAGUCCCCUCAGAAGAAGGAUGAUAUGAAGGGCAAGACGAUGAGGGACCUACGGACUACGAUAGAGGUUUUGACUCUUGAUGAAGAGGGUGAGAGUGAAGCAGAAAAGCCUACACCUACGACCCCGAAGCGGGAGGGUUACGAUAUUUUCUCCUAGACCGUAGGCUUCAGUUCUGGAUGAUGGGAUGGCAUGCUGAGAAUGGAUAGGAUACUCGAGGACGAGUGUACAUGUGGGUUCACGGACAUGGGAAAAUUGUUAUUCACUGCGUGAGCGGCUGCGGUAUGGUUUGGUGACACAGUUAGGAGCUGGAGACCUCACUUCUACAUGAUGAGUCGUUUAGGCAAUCGUCCCAGUCUACCAGACGAAAUAGAUACCUCAUAUCAAUAAGAAUAUGAUAUUUUAAGGACAUCCCACCCCAAGUUAUUCCAACCUAAUUGUUAUUUUCUACUUAGAUAGUCCAGGGAAUGG